GUGGCGUUGUUGAGUGUUAGCAUGAUGAUGCGCGGUCGGAGUGCAUUAUUUAUUGUGAGGUCGACGUUCGUGUAAUAUUAAAUCACAUUCGUGCAGUCAACAUUGUUCAGCAGGAAUUCCGUGUUGAAUUUGAAGACGUCCAUAUCAAAACGAACAUUUUAGGAGAGACUUUACAUUUUGAGAAUUUUAAUUAUGGGUUCGUGCUCAUCUACUAGUAGUACGCAGACGAGACCACAGUCUAACACUAAAACUAAUGGCGUCCCACAAUCUAAACCCAUAGAGCCACCUACUAAGGCACCCCAAAAACCAGAAGUACAGAAUAACAAACAUAUAGAAGAAGAACAACACACGGGAUCAGCACCUCCACCCAAAGAACCACCGAAGGAAGAAGAAGAAAAGAAAGAUGAAGAAAAGAAGGUUGAAGAAAAGCCAACAGAAGAACCAAAAGUAGAAGAGCCUAAACCCGCUGUAGAAGCAGCACCAGAACCAGCUGUAGAAGAAUCUAAACCAGAAGAGCCAGCUUCUGAAACUCCAGCACAAGAGCCCGCAGCAGAAACAACUGAACCUUCGGAACCCCCCACAGAAGAAAAACCAGCAGAGGCAUCACCGGCUGAAGAAGCACCAGCAGAAUCAACACCAGCUGAAGAAGUUCCAGCAAAUGCAGCACCUGCUGAGGAAGCACCAGCACAAACAACACCUGCUGAAGAUGCACCACCUCCAGGUGAUACAGAAGAGGUAGCACAGGAAUUACCAGCAGAGAAUUCAAGACCUGAAGAAACCCCUGCAGAAACAGCUCCAGAAAAUACAUCAGAAGAACCAGAAAAUACAUCAGAAGAACCAGAAAAUGAAGAAACGACAGCUGCAGAACAAUCACCCGCAACAGAAGAAACACCAGCAGCAGAAGAGACACAGUUGGAAACAGAAGAAACACCAGCAAAGGAAGAAACGGUAACAACAGAAGAAACACCAGCAGCAGAACAGACACUAGAUACAGAAGAAACACCAGCAACAAAAGAAACACCAGAAACGUUAGCUGAAGAUGCUGGAGAAGCAGCUUCAUAAAAUGAUGAUUAUCCUUUCUGUGUGUUCUUCGUUUGAAGUUUAAAAAGACAUUUUCAGCUCUUCCAACUUUAAUU
This is a messenger RNA of Anneissia japonica, 1136 nucleotides long. RefSeq names its product fibrous sheath CABYR-binding protein-like. Lineage: Eukaryota; Metazoa; Echinodermata; Crinoidea; Comatulida; Comatulidae. The coding region runs from base 193 to 1062 and encodes 289 amino acids. The transcript is spliced from 5 exons. The record is from RefSeq and is a predicted model, not a curated record.